AACCCUUUCUCGAUUAGAAUGUUCCGCUUCUUCUGAUCGCGUAUCUUUUGUGAAUAUAAAUUUUCACUUCCCUGGUGAUAAAAACUAUUGUGAUGGUAGUGUUGAGGGCCCUAGAAUUCAAAUGUAA
Funneliformis geosporum is the source of this 127-nucleotide messenger RNA. The record is from the annotation of a GenBank genome assembly. Lineage: Eukaryota; Fungi; Glomeromycota; Glomeromycetes; Glomerales; Glomeraceae.